This is a messenger RNA of Pichia membranifaciens NRRL Y-2026, 675 nucleotides long. RefSeq lists its product as hypothetical. Lineage: Eukaryota; Fungi; Ascomycota; Pichiomycetes; Pichiales; Pichiaceae. The transcript has a single exon. The record is from RefSeq and is a predicted model, not a curated record. The coding region runs from base 109 to 636 and encodes 175 amino acids.
GUUUUUUCAUGCCGAGAGUGGAAAAAACCUUUAGGAGUAGAUAACAUCAGGAAAAGAAAUCCAUGAGACCGAUUGUGAAACUCACGAGGAAGAUGGAAUAGGUUGCACAUGCUGACGCAGUCUACCACAAAUAUGACCGACGAAGAUGGACCAGAUGUGCAUCCCAUUGAGCUUACAGUUCAAGCGCUGUUGGAAACCCCAUUGGAGACGCUCAACUUGAACUUGAAGUCGCUUUACGAGUCUCAAAUGAUUCUCCACACAAUCCUAUACAAGAUGGAGCGCACGCUCAUCGACACGGCAAACAACCUUCGACCGGGAAGUUUUCCACUGCAGGAGCAGGUUGUCCCCGGCGUAAGAGGCGACCGCAAUGGCAACAACAAUAGCAACGGCCACGGGCCGAACUCUUGCUGUGACAGCAGCAAGGGUACUGCCAACUGCAGCAGCGUGAACGGGAAAGAUGAUAUUGGCGAAGAGGGAAUCCGAAUAGACCACAGCGAUCUAGACGGAGAACUGGAUCUCAAGAUGUAUCUGGAACGUAUGGAGCGGUUAAGACGUAAAUUGCGUCGGAUAGAGAAGAUAAUAGACGAGAUAGAGGCCAGGGUAGGUCGAAUCGAAAACUCCAUGAGCAGGCGGUGAGAUGAACUCAGAAAGAGGAAUCUGUAUUAGUUCUAUACA